Dioszegia hungarica is the source of this 1695-nucleotide messenger RNA. RefSeq lists its product as uncharacterized. The transcript is spliced from 7 exons. The coding region runs from base 1 to 1695 and encodes 564 amino acids. Lineage: Eukaryota; Fungi; Basidiomycota; Tremellomycetes; Tremellales; Bulleribasidiaceae. The record is from RefSeq and is a predicted model, not a curated record.
AUGUUCUGCCCUAAUCCCGCGCCCGACCGUGCCUUGCGCGCCGUUACGACCCGAUGGACGCCGUUCCGAGGAGUAGACCCGACCCCGAUCACCGAUUUCGACCUAAGCGAAGAGGGUGGGGGAAUGAUAGUAACGCGACCGAGUGAGACCGGAUGUUUGGGCGGUGAAAAAGCGUCCGGCCACCAAGGAGGACGUGGAAUCGACGAGAUGGACCCAAUCCGAAGGGCGUCAUCGGUGCAGGCCCCCAUUUGCCGCGCUGCCCAGAUCUGCCCCGGGGAAGAGCGCUGGCGCCGUGCCUGCGCCUGCGCCUGUCUGCUGACGCUUACGCAAGCUCAUCUCGGCGCGAUGGUGUCUCGGUAUGCUGAGACCGGACCCCGGGGUAGGACGUUGAGGUAUGGUUUGUUGAUGGUCGUCAAAGGAACGCGGCGGAGUUUCACCAUGUUUCACAUUUCUGCUUCUGCAGGGUCGUCAUCCACCCACACACCUCCGGUCAAGGACAAGCGCAAGCGGAAAGCAGCUCACACGACCGAUGAGCUUGGAUCAGCUUCGGCGAGGACGGGUCCCGCGUACGGUCUGGCAGGGGUACCGGGGACGGGAGCUGGUGGGAUUGUACUUGGACGAGUGACGAGGCGGUCGGCGGCGGUCGCUGCUGGCGUCGCACAGCCAGACAGUCUGAGGAGUGGGCCGGUCGCAGGGACGCGAGGGGAGACGCGCCGGAGCUACUUCGUCCAAGGAGGACCCAGAGUACCAGCCAGCUCUCAGAAACGCGCGAAGCGUAUGCCAUCCUCUUCUGGCGCUACGAAGCAGUCCGACGGCGGUACGACUGGCAGAACACGCCAGAAGUCAGGCGGACAAAAGAGCUCGCCAACGAAGGAGCUCACCCACCCCGACCCCUUCCUUCCCCCUCUCCCUCCUCUUCGCACACACCUUCCCUACCCUAUCGGCCUCACCCCCUUCCGGUAUCCCUGCCAUCAUCCCGACCUUCCCCCUCCUCCCCCUGGCAACCCCCUCGAUCCAAAAUGGAAACCCUACAACCCAGAUCAUGUCUCCCAUCUCGACCCACUCCCAGACUCGGUCCGGGCAUUGUCGGCUCUGGGGCAGGGUAUGGCCCGGGAUCAGGCGCGUAUCUCAGCAGUUGCAGCUACAGCUGGUGCUGGGGGAAUGGGGCGGAUAGGGGGAAUGGCAGGGAUGGAGGGGAUGGAGGGAUACACGCCGAUCGACCCGGCUUUACAAAUGGGAGAGGGGUCUUCCUCGUUACUCAGCCAUCCUCGGUCAGAAGCAGAACCCCCUGUCCCUUUCGGCAGUCAAGCGGACAAUGGCGCUGGAGGCCUAGGGGAAGGAGAAAGCGGCUUCACCCCAUACUUCGGCUACCUUCAAGAAUCGCAGACCCAACAUCUACCUCAACGGCCGCUCGAUCACGCGGACGAUCUCCCGCCUGUACCUGUUCCUGUACCUGCCCCAUCACAUAUCUCCCAUCCUCCGCCCCCCAUAGCCCAUUCGCAGCAGCAGCAGCCUCUUUCCGCCGCACAACCCGAGUCCCAGCAGAGGAUGCUGGGCGCCGGAGUCAAUGUCGGCGAUCCCUCGUUCGAUAUCAACAAGUUCCUCGAGUCGGCUUCGUAUGAGUCGAUAUCGGCGCUGUUGGCUGCUGGGGAUGCGGUUGGGCCGGGCGGGGAGGUUCAGGGGGAUAGGGGAUGA